GCUACAAACUUCUACAAGCCUCUUAACAUUCCAAUUGCAAGGCGUGUUUUCGAUUCAUUGACCGACCACACGCCGCUCGCAAAAUGGCCAUGAAGAAGAUUGCCUUGGUUGUCCUCGUAGUUGCCGUCUGCAUCAGCGCAGCAAUGGCCGCUGCACCUGUAAAGGGUGCCGCAGCCACCACCUCUGCAGCCACCCCAGCUGCAGCCACCCCUGCCGCUGCAGCCACAGCUGGCCCUGAAGCUUCUACUCCAGCACCUAAUGGAAGUAGCAUGAACGACGUUGGAUCUUUGGUUGGAGCUUCACUGUUGUCCUUCUUGGCCAUUUACUUGAACUAAAUUGUUAAUCAAGUGAUCAAAAAGGAUGAGAGAGAAGUACUUGAUCAAAAAGGAUGUGCGUGUAACAUAUUCCCCAAUAAAUGAAGCUAUAACGCUACUUACUCAUA
Molecule: messenger RNA, 442 nt
Organism: Pyrus x bretschneideri (Chinese white pear)
Lineage: Eukaryota; Viridiplantae; Streptophyta; Magnoliopsida; Rosales; Rosaceae
Product: dihydrolipoyllysine-residue acetyltransferase component of pyruvate dehydrogenase complex-like
Source: RefSeq, a predicted model, not a curated record